UUUUCUUGAGAGCAUUGGUCACGCCCAUCACAAUGGCGUCAGUCAGUGAAGAGCAAAAUGAUGCCUUAAAAAUAGCCAUUGAAAAGAGGAGAGAGGAAACUCAUAAAGCAGAAGAAACUCAAGAUUAUUUUGAGGCAGAGUUUGCCACAAAGAAGAAGGAAGUUGAUGACUUAGUAGCUUCAAUCCCUCAAACCCCAAAGGAAUCUUUAAAAGAUACUUUUGCUGAAAUUUCCAAAAAGCUUAAUGGACUAACAAAGCUAAUAUCUGACUCAUCACUUUUUAUAGCACCAUUCACUGUCAAGACAUACCACCGAAAAGUAUUUGAACUCCAACAGUUAGUAAAUAAGAGUGAGGAAGAGUUGCUCCCAAAGCAGAAGUUUUCUUUUAAAUCUCGUACAAAGAAGACUGCAACUUCAAAGACGUCUGAUAAGGUUAUUGAUCCUCUACCAGAACUAGGGACUAGUGCAUUUACUGCUUCAAAUGCUGUUGUUGUGAAAGAAAGGAAUGACAGUACCAUUGACUUACAGCCUUCAGAAGUUAAUGGCUCUGAUGUCGUUUUUUCUGAUUUGUCUUCGUGCACUGUUAGAAUAUAUGGCACUCCAGGAGCUCUGACCAUCAGUAAAUGCACAGGCACAAAGAUAUUAUCUGGUCCCAUUCAGAGAUCAAUCUUUGUCGAAGACUGCAGCAAUUCUCAUUUCGUUGUGUCUUGUCAGCAACUUCGUGUACACUCAACCACCAACUCAGUAUUCUAUCUCCAUGUUACUAGUCGGCCUAUAAUUGAAGAUUCAAAGGGACUCCAGUUUGCCCCUUACAACUGGUCCUAUCCGGAUUAUAAUGAUCAUCUACUUCUAUCAGGGCUGUCGCCUGAAGUCAAUAACUGGGAUAAAGUUAAUGAUUUUAAUUGGCUUUCAUCCAAAGAACAUUCACCAAACUGGUCAAUCUUGCCACAGGCUCAUAGAGAGUCAAACUUGGGGGAAUAAUAAUUAAUCUUUCUUUUUAAAAAAUGCUAUUUUUAUGUAUGUGUGCAUGUGGGUAUGCCUAACCUAUAGUCACUAUAAUGUGUUAAUAUUGUCAAACCCUAUUAUCCUA
Amphimedon queenslandica is the source of this 1089-nucleotide messenger RNA. RefSeq names its product tubulin-specific chaperone C-like. Gene Ontology annotation, cellular component: cytoplasm. Gene Ontology annotation, biological process: post-chaperonin tubulin folding pathway; tubulin complex assembly. Gene Ontology annotation, molecular function: tubulin binding. Lineage: Eukaryota; Metazoa; Porifera; Demospongiae; Haplosclerida; Niphatidae. The coding region runs from base 33 to 980 and encodes 315 amino acids. The transcript is spliced from 7 exons. The record is from RefSeq and is a predicted model, not a curated record.